GCCAUUUUUGCAGACAGGCGCAGUUCGCUCCACUAGAUGUUGUCGUUUGUGGGAUUCGUGAAAUUAUAUUUGUUUGCCAAAUAAACAUUUAAAAACGAUGUUUUUCGCUUGUAUUUGUUGAUCAUAAACUAAUAAAUCCUGUGAUGAUAAGUUUAUAAUAUAAAGUUUGCGAGUGCUCAGUGAUAUUCCGCUUUAUAAACGAUUUUCUAAUACCAAAGUAGGCAAAAUGGCAGAUCCAAUGGGCAAUCAGAAUAAUUCAGUUCGUAGACCCAUGCCAUUGCAAAUGGAGUUCCCCAAAGCCCCAGCGAUGGCCCCUUUUGCUUUUCGUCCGCUGCCUCAGCAACCAACGUCAGAUAAACCCUCGCCUACGGGCAGACCAAAAAUGAGCCUCCCCAAAGCCCCCAUGGAGUCGACAAUCGAGAAAACUCGUUUUGCCCCAUCUGAUCGAAUUAAAGCAAGGGAGCAAAGGAUGAAAAUCUGCCAGUCGAUGCACUCGACCGGCAAGCUGAAAAUCGACAACGUCGUCUACGACUUCACGUCGGAAGACCUCCAGGACCUGGGCGAGAUAGGUCGAGGCGGUUUCGGCACCGUCAACAAGAUGAUACACCGGAAGUCUCAGACGGUGAUCGCCGUCAAAAGGAUCAGGUCCACCGUGGACGAGAAGGAGCAGAAACAGCUGCUGAUGGACCUGGACGUCGUCAUGAAGAGCAACGAGUGCAAGUUCAUCGUCCAGUUCUACGGCGCGUUGUUCAAAGAGGGCGACUGUUGGAUCUGCAUGGAGCUAAUGGACACCUCCUUGGACAAAUUCUACAAAUUCAUCUGCGAGAAGUUAAAAAAACGAAUCCCGGAACCCAUUCUGGGUAAAAUAGCUCUCGCUACCGUAAAAGCGUUAAACUACUUGAAGGAGGAGUUGAAAAUCAUCCACAGAGACGUGAAACCGAGCAACAUCCUCCUGGACAAGAAGGGCAACAUAAAACUGUGCGACUUCGGUAUUUCCGGUCAACUGGUCGACAGUAUUGCUAAGACUAAAGAUGCUGGUUGUAGACCUUACAUGGCCCCUGAAAGAAUAGAUCCACAAACAGCAAAAGGUUACGACGUCAGGAGCGACGUCUGGUCGCUGGGCAUCACGUUGAUGGAGGUGUCGACCGGAUGUUUCCCCUACCCGAAAUGGUCGAGCGUUUUCGACCAAUUGCAUCAAGUGGUCAACGGGGAUGCCCCGAGACUUUCCUCCAACGCCAACGCUUUCACCGCCGACUUCGUCAAUUUUGUGAAUACCUGUUUGAUAAAAGACGAGCACCAGAGGCCCAAGUACAACAGGCUUCUGCAGGAUCCUUUCGUCCUGCGCGCGCAGCAGGAGCAAGUAGACGUUGCCGCGUACGUUUCCGAGAUCAUGGACGAGAUGGCCAACAACGGCAUCAGCGCUUUCACCACCAACAUGCAAUAAUAGUUUGUUGGCGAGUGAAACGGGCCGAAACACAGAUAACACCGCUAAAUUAACGAGAGUAUAUUGC
Molecule: messenger RNA, 1511 nt
Organism: Brassicogethes aeneus
Lineage: Eukaryota; Metazoa; Arthropoda; Insecta; Coleoptera; Nitidulidae
Source: the annotation of a GenBank genome assembly